CUGUCCAAUCUUUGCUCUUUAUUUCCAAUUCACUCGAAGCGGCUACAUCUUUCUUUAGUGCACUUUUUCCAGAGCCAUUUUUGUGCUUGCGUUCUCCGUGAGAGUGAGAAGGGUCGAAAACGAGUAGCGAUACAAGGUGUAGAGCAGGUUAGCAGCGGCUCUGAGACUUGUUACGUUCCGCCCAUAACACGCCCAUCUUCUCGCAAUAAAUAGCGCCAGUACGACCGAGGAGCCCUCUCCUUUCUCCCCACUCUUACCUGCUCCCAGGACCUAGGUGCCUGGCCUACCCUGCCCGGUGUUAACUGACAAUGGAGACAGAAAUUGAACAGCAAGAAGAAGAUACCUCAUUCAGCAACACAGAAACCAACGGUAAGCGUCCUGCGGAGGACGCCGAUGAGGAGCAGUCAUAUAAGCGCUCCAGAAACACAGAGGACAUGGUGGAGCUCCGCAUACUCCUGCAGAGCAAAAAUGCAGGAGCCGUGAUUGGGAAGGGUGGUAAAAACAUAAAAUCCCUGCGCACAGACUUCAAUGCCAGUGUGUCAGUCCCAGACAGCAGUGGGCCUGAGCGAAUUCUGAGCAUCGGUGCGGAAAUUGAGACCGUUGGAGACAUCCUGCUCAAGAUCAUCCCUACUCUGGAGGAGUACCAACAGUACAAUGGGAUGGACUUUGACUGUGAGCUGAGGCUGCUGAUCCACCAGAGCCUGGCAGGCAGCAUCAUUGGUGUGAAGGGAGCCAAGAUUAAAGAGCUGCGAGAGAACACCCAGACCAACAUCAAGCUGUUCCAGGAGUGCUGUCCCCAGUCCACAGACCGCGUGGUUCUGGUCAGUGGCAAGUCUGAGCGUGUCGUCGAGUGCAUCAAGAUCAUGCUGGAUCUCAUCGCCGAGGCUCCCAUAAAAGGGCGCACCCAGCCCUACGACCCUAACUUCUAUGACGAGACAUAUGACUACGGCGGCUUCACCGUGAUGUUUGAGGAGCGCGGAGGUGUUGGUGGUGGUGGACGGCGCCCCAUGGGAGGCUUCCACAUGCGAGGCGGACGUGGUGGCGGAGGGUUUGACCGGAUGCCCACUGGGCGAGGUGGUCGAGGUGGGCCCAUGCCCCCUGCCCGCAGGGACUAUGAGGAGAUGAGCCCCCGCCGUGGACCCCCACCACCCCACCCAGGAAGAGGGGGAAGGGGAGGGAGCCGUGGCCGCAACCUGCCACUGGCCCCACCACACAGAGGAGGAGAUGACCAUUACUCCUAUGAUUCCUAUCGGGGCAGUGCAGAUGACAGACAAAACAGUGACAGGCGAGGGAGACCAGGAGAUCGCUAUGGUGAUAACAUGGGUGCGGGUGGAUAUGAUAACAGCUCGUCCUGGAACUCCUAUCAGUCUGGUGGACGCGGUUCCUAUAAUGAUAUGGGAGGGCCAGUCAUCACCACACAAGUGACGAUCCCCAAAGACCUGGCCGGCUCCAUCAUCGGUAAGGGAGGCCAGAGGAUCAAGCAGAUCCGGCAUGAGUCUGGCGCCUCCAUUAAGAUCGACGAACCACUGGAGGGUUCAGAAGACCGCAUCAUCACCAUCAGCGGCACCCAGGACCAGAUCCAAAACGCUCAGUACCUAUUGCAGAAUAGCGCACUGCACCUGCUCGGACACCAGGACUAACCCUUGCCUCAGACUACGCCCACAUCCUGUGCCCUCUCUCUCCGUCUCUGACUCUCGUCCCCCUCUCCCACCCCAACCCCUCUUAUCUAUCUUAUCUAUCUAAAUUGACUCAUGUGAAUUCUCUUAUUUUUUCUUUUUACUCUUUAUAUUUCAGUGUGAAGCAGUCCUCUGGUCAUUUCCUCUAAACAAGGAGACUCAGAUUGAAGCAAAUCCCCUGGUUUGUGGGCAUUUUGUUUAUUUUUAUUUUUAAAGGGCAACAUUCCUGUGCUUAAUGUAGACGUUCUGCAUUUUUAGAGUGUAGUUAUCUACUCCAUCUCUUGUAUCUGUAUUUUUAAAACACAUUUGUCUAAAUAUUUGGAGUCUCCUGACAGACUAGUGAACAUGAUGUAUUUUUUUGGAUGGGUUGAUUUCCAUGGUGUGUUUGUCAGUAGAGUAAGCCUGUCCCGUGUGUGUGUGUUCUCUCUGUUGGAGUUUCUCACCCACCCCCUUACUAUCACUCAGUGCAACGUGCAGAAUGUAAGCUUUUUUUGUUGUUGUGGUAAGGAACAUUUUAUGAUUUUUUAAAAAAUAAUAAUAAAUGUAGGAAAUUGAA
Oncorhynchus keta (chum salmon) is the source of this 2232-nucleotide messenger RNA. RefSeq names its product heterogeneous nuclear ribonucleoprotein K-like. Gene Ontology annotation, molecular function: mRNA binding. Bases 309 to 1640 code for a protein of 443 amino acids. Gene Ontology annotation, cellular component: cytoplasm; nucleus. Lineage: Eukaryota; Metazoa; Chordata; Actinopteri; Salmoniformes; Salmonidae. Gene Ontology annotation, biological process: regulation of transcription by RNA polymerase II; regulation of mRNA splicing, via spliceosome. The record is from RefSeq and is a predicted model, not a curated record. The transcript has 17 exons.